Messenger RNA from Adineta steineri, 975 nucleotides. The record is from the annotation of a GenBank genome assembly. Lineage: Eukaryota; Metazoa; Rotifera; Eurotatoria; Adinetida; Adinetidae.
AUGAUGUUGUUUAUUGCUGGACUCGUAAUUUUACUGUGGAUAAUCUAUCGAGUAUAUCAAUAUUAUUUUCCAACUCCAAACAUUGAUCCAAAUGGUAAAUAUGUCUUAAUUUCAGGAUGUGAUACUGGUUUUGGUCAUGGAUUAGCUAUCGAACUUGAUCACAAAGGUUUUCAUGUUCUUGCUGGUGUUUAUCUUCAAGAUAGUAUUAUUUCAUUAAAAAAUAAACUUUCAUCCAAUGCAACUGUUUUUCAACUUGAUAUUACUAAUCAGAAUAGUAUUGAUACUGCUCUUGAAUUAGUCAAUAAAAAGACAAAAGUUCUACAUGCACUUGUUAAUAAUGCCGGUCUUGCAACAGGCGGUCAUAUUGAUUGGAUAUCAAUGCAAACGAUGCGUAAAAUAAUGGAUGUAAAUUAUUUUGGACAUGUUGCUAUGACGAAAACGUUUCUUCCAUUACUUAUUACUAAACGUGAUUCUCGUGUUAUAAAUAUGAGUUCCAUGUGCGGUUAUAUUAGUCUUCCAAGUUCUUCUGCUUAUUGUGCAUCAAAAUAUGCAUUAGAAUCAUUUAGUGAUUGUCUUCGACGUGAAAUGGCUUCUUGGGGUUUACGUGUUUCUAUCGUAGAACCAGGUACUAUGCGAACAGCAAUGACUGAAGGAAUGGAAGAUUCUUUGAAAAAUAUUUGGCAUGAAUUAUCUGCUGAUAUUCAAGAACGAUGGGGUGAACAAUUCUUCAACGAUUCAUUAAAAAUGAUAAUGACUAGUCCUUUUAUAAAAUAUUCUGAAUGUCCAUCGAAAGUUAUUCGCGUACUCGAUCAUGCUAUUACAAGUACGACUCCUCAAAUUCGCUAUAGACCUGGUUUGCAAUCAAGUUAUUUCUUUUUUCCAUUAUCACUUCUUCCUGCUUGGUUAGUUGAUAAAAUACUUUCUCAAGCAUUUCGUGUCUCCCCUGCAGGAGUAAAAAAUCAAUCUAAUGAGUAA